Psammomys obesus (fat sand rat) is the source of this 4094-nucleotide messenger RNA. RefSeq names its product gamma-aminobutyric acid receptor subunit rho-1. The record is from RefSeq and is a predicted model, not a curated record. Gene Ontology annotation, biological process: signal transduction; nervous system process; monoatomic ion transmembrane transport. The transcript is spliced from 11 exons. Gene Ontology annotation, cellular component: GABA-A receptor complex; synapse; membrane. Bases 349 to 1527 code for a protein of 392 amino acids. Gene Ontology annotation, molecular function: GABA-A receptor activity; extracellular ligand-gated monoatomic ion channel activity; neurotransmitter receptor activity. NCBI's taxonomy places the organism in Eukaryota, Metazoa, Chordata, Mammalia, Rodentia, Muridae.
CAAAAGGACAGGAACUGCCCCACAGCAAACGCUCCAGCUCGCUCUCUCCUUCUCUCCCUGCCCCGCCCUCUCGGCCAAAUCUCUGGCCAGAGGCCAGGACAGCAGAGGGGCAGCAUUGCUCGCCAGUUUCACGGUGGCUCCCGGCUAGAAUGUGCACCUCUCAGUUCCAAGCCUGGGUGGCUCCGACCUCAGAGGCAGAGACGAGGGGCACACGACGAUGCUCACAAGCAAGGCAGUCUCGGCAGAUGGACAAGGAACCGCCCGAUUCUGAAACGAAGCUCCGACAUCACCAAGUCGCCUCUCACCAAGUCCGAACAGCUGCUGCGGAUAGACGACCACGACUUCAGCAUGAGGCCUGGCUUUGGAGGCCCGGCCAUCCCCGUGGGUGUGGACGUGCAAGUGGAGAGCCUGGACAGCAUCUCCGAGGUGGACAUGGACUUCACCAUGACCCUCUACCUGAGGCAUUACUGGAAGGACGAGAGGCUGUCCUUUCCCAGCACCAACAACCUCAGCAUGACGUUUGAUGGCCGCCUCGUAAAGAAGAUCUGGGUCCCCGACAUGUUCUUCGUGCACUCCAAACGCUCCUUCAUCCACGACACCACCACAGACAACGUCAUGCUACGGGUACAGCCCGACGGGAAAGUGCUGUACAGCCUCAGAGUUACCGUGACGGCGAUGUGCAACAUGGACUUCAGCAGGUUUCCCCUGGACACGCAGACCUGCUCCCUGGAGAUCGAGAGCUAUGCCUACACAGAAGACGACCUCAUGCUCUACUGGAAAAAAGGCAAUGAUUCCUUGAAGACAGACGAGAGGAUCUCCCUGUCUCAGUUCCUCAUUCAAGAAUUCCACACUACCACCAAACUAGCCUUCUACAGCAGUACAGGCUGGUACAACCGUCUUUACAUUAACUUCACUUUGCGUCGUCACAUCUUCUUCUUCUUGCUCCAAACCUAUUUUCCUGCCACCCUCAUGGUCAUGCUGUCCUGGGUGUCCUUCUGGAUCGACCGCAGAGCUGUGCCUGCCAGAGUCCCCUUAGGCAUCACCACGGUGCUGACCAUGUCCACCAUCAUCACGGGCGUGAACGCCUCCAUGCCCCGAGUGUCCUACAUCAAAGCUGUGGACAUCUACCUCUGGGUCAGCUUCGUGUUCGUGUUCCUCUCGGUGCUGGAGUACGCGGCUGUCAACUACCUGACCACAGUGCAGGAGCGGAAGGAACGGAAGCUACGGGAGAAGAUCUCCUGCUCCUGUGGGCUGCCCCAGCCCCGAGCCGUGAUGCUGGACGGCAGCUACAGUGACGGGGAGGUGAACGACCUGGGCGGCUACAUCCCUGAGAACGGAGAGAAGCCCGACAAGAUGAUGGUGCAGCUGACGCUGGCCUCCGAGAGGGGCUCUCCCCAGAGGAAAAGCCAGAGAGGCAGUUAUGUGAGCAUGAGGAUCAAUACCCACGCCAUUGACAAGUACUCCAGGAUCAUCUUCCCAGCCGCUUACAUUUUAUUCAAUCUGAUAUACUGGUCCAUUUUCUCUUAGAUGCCAGUAAGUUGGCACCUCUCACACUUUUCAUGGUUUGUGCGCAGUACAGAAAUUGCUGUAAAAUGAAACUUACGGUUUAAAACCAUCUCAGCACCUACCUGGGUUUUCACUGUCCCGUUGUCAGCUGUCCAAAGCUGUGCUGACAGCACACCUUAUUUUCUUUUUGCAUUUAUUAAGCAUCAGUUGUAUACACAGCAAUACACUAGGUGUUCAGGAAUUUGUCAUGAUAGCAACUGACAUUAGGUGUUCCUGGAUGCCAGGGGCACAGUGGUCAGAUAUGGGCACAGUGCUAUUCAGCCAGGGACCUGGAUGCUGUGCACCCCAGGGCUUUAUUCUGGGAGGCUCUGUGUUCUGUUGACUAGGGAGACUGGGUAGCACCUACACAAGACCCAUCUGCAUGGAGGCCACAUGCACAUACACCCCUUCUGAGGAAAGGCCGUGCCUCUGUCCCUGCCUCUGCCCUGCAUCCCCCAUGGUCAUUGAAAGGAGGUGAUGCUCAUAGGAUCUCUUUGUACAAGCUGUAGGUUUCUCCCUGUAUAAGAAAUGUUCUUCAGGUUGUUGACGCUUCUAUGUACCCAUUGCCAUAUGUGUGCAUCUUGUCUGUUUAGCGGAGGUGACUAAGCUAGAGAAACAUGUCCUUUUCCCUGCUUUCAAGUCACUGUUUCAUGCCUCUCUACCACAGAGCAGGUGUUUUCUUUCUUUUUUUUUAAAGUCUUUUCUCAGUAGCAUGGUAUUAUCACUGAGGAGCUUGAAGAGGUACUUUUUCCUGAAUAAUCAGCAUUUCAAGGAAACUUGGGGCUGCUUCUAGCUCAUGAGAUGAACACAAUUUCUUAAGAGAAAAUAACCUUAAAAAGCAAAAGAAGUAGACACCUGCAUUUCCAUUCAGUGAGUGCCAGCACUGUCUAGGAACUACCAAGUAGUUCUCAUCUAGACAAAGCAUCCCAUAGACCAGAGAAGUUGGCCCAGUGGCAACUGAUAGGAGUCGUGGGUUGUAAUCUGAUGUAUUACUUUGAAACAGAAGCCUUCAUAUUAUCUAUCGAGAAGAUAACCCUAACCAAACUUGCCCCAACAGUAGUUAGCAGGACGGCAUUUUUCUCUAGGCUACAUCUUUCACUCAGAGAAACAUCUAUUCAGCAUCUACCAAAUCCUAGUGGCCAUGAAGCCAACCUAACCAAGCCACGGCCCAUUUAAUUGUGACUGUGUUCAGAAUUUAGUGAGGGAAUUCCAGGAGACACAUAAACGGUAAUUUAACAUUCUGGAACUUAUUGUUAAUAAACAUGGAGGUAAUCUAAGAGACCCCUCCAGAGGCAACCAUCCUCCGCUCUAUGAAACUUCCAUAUAUAUCUCCCAUCAUUUCAAAGUUAACCUGAUGGACCAACACAAAAUAAUAGCAUAUACAUGGCUAUUCUUUAUUCUGAUUUUAAAAAGAACUAUUUGUCAAUUCCUACUUAGAAGGCAAUCUCUCAUUUCCCCCAAUAAAAAGGUCAUCAAAAGCUUUUUUUCAAACUCAAGGGGUAAACUUAGAGGGAUAAAUUAAAUAAUUAAUUAUCGUUGAUAUUCAAAAUGACUAUUCGUUUUGCCAAGCAUGGCUUGCACAUGCAGUAAAGUGGGGGAUCUGGAGCUCAAAGCCGGUCUUGGCUUUAUAGCCCAAGAGGCCAGCCUGGGCUAUGUGAGGCUUAAAAAGAUUGAUUUUCCAUUUUUACUUUAUGAAGCAAUUACCAUUAAAAUUAACACCUUUGCCACUGUCUUCUUCCUCACCACCAGGGUCACUGAGCUGUCUAGGUUUCCAGAGCAGGCAACUAAAGCCCUACUUGCUAUUUGGGAUACUCCUUACAUGAGCCAGUGCGUAGAAUACUCUGCUGGUCUGCCAACCUGGUAUCUCAAAGAAGACUGGAUAGCUUAAUCAACAGACAGUUAUUUUCUCAGAGUUCUAGAGACUGGUCAAGGUCAAGGUGCUGGCAGAUGUGGUUUCCCAUAGAGGCCUCUCUUCCUGACUUCCCAGUGGCCACCUUCUGCUGCUUCCUUGCCUUCUUUCCUCUGUAUCCACCCGUGUCUAGAUCCCUUUCUCCCUAGUUAUAUUGGAUCAGGGCCCACAUCCAUGGCCUCAUUUAACCUUUGUUACUUCUUUAAAAGCCUUGUCUCCAAACCAUUAGUUUUGUAGCAAUAUCCUCCAAGUUGGAAUACUUCAUCUUAGAGGGAAGCUCCUUAGGAUUUAGGAUAUGCUAAAAGAAGGCAAUGACCUUCAUCCCAUAGGGAAGAAACCCAUUCAGGUUAAGCUCAGGAAGCAAACGACUCAAAAGUUUCAGGAAGUCCCUGAAACCAACUAGAUGAACUACCACACUCCACCAAGUGUAUUUAAGCAAUAAAUGCUGAGAUUCACUUUUCGGUAAUCCAAGCUGUCUGGAAGAGGCAAAGACCAGCCAAGCUGCUUGAAAGGGACAGUUUCCAGCCUGUCCAGCUGUCUGCAAGUCAUGCAAGUGAGCUUCAGAUUUCCACCUGUUGUGAGCUGGAGUGGGUCUUCGAGUCAUUGCUUCUCUAAAUAACCCCAAUAAAGCUCAUUGAUU